This is a messenger RNA of Bipolaris victoriae FI3, 651 nucleotides long. RefSeq lists its product as hypothetical. The record is from RefSeq and is a predicted model, not a curated record. The coding region runs from base 1 to 651 and encodes 216 amino acids. The transcript has 2 exons. NCBI's taxonomy places the organism in Eukaryota, Fungi, Ascomycota, Dothideomycetes, Pleosporales, Pleosporaceae.
AUGAGGAGGGCAGGCUGGUUAGCGCUUGACAGCUCCCGCGGUCAACAUGUGUCGGCGCUUGGCCCAGCCAGGCCGGACUGCUGCACCUCGUGUGUGCAUGCACGCAAUGGUCGAGUGGCCGCCGCGGCAGUCGACGCCAGCAGCUGGGCCAUGCAAGGCACUGCCGCCAUCCGCCAUCCGCCAGCCGCGGGCUUGAAGGUGGUGGUGGUGGAUUAUACUUUUGAUUCUAAGAGGGGCAUAUGUGUGUGUGCACGGCGUUGGUGUGCCGGCCUCUCCCCUGUGCAGUGUGCAGCGCUGCAAGACCCUGUCCUCGGAAGGCACGACCAGGGGGGGCCCACACCGAGGGGGAAGGCACAGUCUGGGUCCCUUCCCGCCUUGAGAGCAGCCAGCAGCCGCGACCGCGACCCUGGACCUGCUAUUGGCUGGUUUGGCCUAUUUGCGCCUGCCGCUGCCUUGCCAUUCCCGGUGCAACGCUGUCUGUUCAGGGGCCGUCGAGUCGGCGCGCGCGACCGUCAGGGCUGUCUGUCAUUAGGAUAUACGACCUGCGUCUGCGUCUGCGUCUGCGUCCACCAUACCGUCGUGAUGGUGUGCUUGCAAUCUGCCUUUCCGUUUCACCUCAAUUACCUGAACCGUACCGCCGCCACGGCCUGA